Teleopsis dalmanni is the source of this 5089-nucleotide messenger RNA. Its product is annotated as probable phospholipid-transporting ATPase VA. The record is from RefSeq and is a predicted model, not a curated record. Gene Ontology annotation, cellular component: plasma membrane. Gene Ontology annotation, biological process: phospholipid translocation. Gene Ontology annotation, molecular function: magnesium ion binding; ATP hydrolysis activity; ATP binding. The transcript is spliced from 17 exons. Bases 160 to 4734 code for a protein of 1524 amino acids. Lineage: Eukaryota; Metazoa; Arthropoda; Insecta; Diptera; Diopsidae.
UGAAAAUAUAUAAAUAAAUAGUGAUACCAAUUAAAAGCAUUUUUAAGGCAUCACUCUGCCAAUAUCAGUAUAGCAUAUGUAUUUAAUGUCAAUACAGUAGUAGUUACCUACCAGCAUUACUGUAGCAUAGGAUUAAACUAAUGUUGGUUGUUUGUAACAAUGCCGUCUGCGAAUUCCGACGAUCUGCGGCGAAAGUUUGCCGUCGUACAACAACAGAGAUCGGCACCACCCACAUUAACAGUUACCGGCUUUGCAGCAAACAGAACAAGACAUACAACUUACGAUCCGCUACAUGCUGCUGCAAUGCCAUUAAGAAGUACAGUGGGUACAUCGGUAGCAGCAGUUCAAUCACUACCAUUACAGGAACCCGAACGAACCUAUGUAUUUCCAGGUUCAAAUGCUGUAGGUGUUGUUGGUGGAAACGUUAUCGGUAGUACGAUGCCAGGUAUACCAGGUGUUGCAAUAGUAACACCAGUAACGAACACUUUAAUGACUGGACGGGGUCAUGCGCGAUCAGUUAGUCAUGGUGGUGGUGUUAUUUUAGGAACAAAUGGUCGACCAAUUAAAUCAGCAAUGAAAGGACACCAACGGGCAUUUUCUCAAGGGCAAAUAACUGAUUCACCAAAUUCAGCAGCAGCAUCACGUGGUCAUAGCCGCGUUGGUUCAAAAACUGACUUUAUUUUACCACCGGGUCAUAAAGAUGAGACAUUGGCGCGUGAUUUUGGACCUUCAAUAUCAUCAUCAUCGAACGCACGUGGCCAUUCGCGACAAGCAUCACGUUCCGAAUCAAUUUACACACUCCGGCGAUCGGAAGCGCCACCAUGGUGGAAGCGUAUUGGCAUAUGUCGUACGGAAAACUCAGAUGAACGAAAUUAUCGUAUUGUUGUGCCAAAUCAUACUGUGCCACCUAAAACACCUAAGCGUGAUCAUCCCAACGGACAUUUUGUGGCUAAUAAAAUACGUACAACCAAAUAUACAUUGCUUUCGUUUAUACCAAAAAAUUUACUCGAGCAAUUUCACCGUGUAGCGAAUUUAUAUUUCAUUUUUAUUGUUCUAUUAAAUUGGUUUCCUGCGAUAAAUGCAUUUGGAAAAGAAGUAGCGAUGAUACCAGUGUUAUUUGUACUUGGCGUAACAGCAGUUAAAGAUCUGUUUGAAGACAGGCGACGUAGAUCAUCCGAUAAACGUAUUAAUAAUACAACUUGUCGUGUAUAUGAUGGAGAAACGGAGCGCUAUCAAAAACUGAAAUGGCAGGAUGUGCAUGUUGGUGAUAUAGUACACUUAUCAAAUAAUGAAACAGUGCCAGCAGAUAUUUUACUGUUGCGUACUAGCGACCCCCAUGGGGUUUGUUAUAUAGACACUUGUGAUUUAGAUGGUGAAACAAAUCUCAAACGUAGAGAGGUUGUACGGGGUUUCACUGAUAAACAAAACAUCUUUACACCUAGUAAAUUUGUGAGUCGUGUUGAAGCUGAUGCGCCAACCACAAAAUUAUAUAGAUUUCACGGUGCCUUGAUACACUCAACAGGAGAACGCGUACCUAUAUCAACUGAGAAUUUAUUACUCCGGGAAAGUAGGCUUAAGAAUACUGACUACGUUGAAGGAAUCGUUGUCUAUGCAGGACAUGAAACCAAGUCAAUGUUAAAUAAUAGUGGGCCCCGUUAUAAACGUUCUCAGGUUGAGCAGCAAAUGAAUAUUGAUGUGAUAUGGUGUGUGAUAAUUUUAUUAGUACUAUGUGUAGUUGGUGCAGUUGGCAGUAAAAUGUGGUUAAGUUCGUUUAAACAUUUUCCUGUGCCAUUUUUGCCCUUUAAAGUUGAUCCCGAUUAUGAAGGUUUAUUGACCUUUUGGACUUAUAUUAUAAUACUUCAGGUUAUGAUACCAUUGUCACUUUAUGUUACAAUUGAACUAUGUAAAAUACUCCAAGUAUAUCACAUACAUAAUAAUGUUGAUCUCUUCGACUAUGAUACAAAUAAAAAAACCGAAUGUCGAGCAAUGAAUAUCACAGAAGAACUAGGACAAAUACAACAUAUAUUUUCUGAUAAAACAGGGACACUUACAGAAAAUAAAAUGCUCUUUAGACGCUGUGUUGUAAAUGGCACUGAUUAUAACCAUCCACCAUCGGAGUUGGAAAAAAUGUAUUCAAGACCUGGUUCGCCAGCUCCACCUUUAAUAGCAAAUACAACACUCUUAGAUGAUAUGUCCCACUUUUUAAAUUCUGGACAGUAUUUAUCAAAUAAUAGCCAACGCAUACAAGAAUUUCUUCUAGUUUUGGCAAUAUGUAAUACGGUAAUAGUAAGUGCAGCACCCCAUAGGGAUUUAAUGAAUGCUAGCGGCAUAAUUGAGGUGCAAAGUGCGAAUAAUGUGGUCCCAGAGUGCUCAGCUACAUUAAAAGGUGUUGAUAAGCAACAAAAUUUGAUCUUUGCAGAAGUAAAUCUAAAAUCAACAAACAAUUCUACUGCUGCUACUACAAGUAAAUUAGUAUCGGCGAUACCAGCUGAUCGUUACACAAGAUUAGCAGAAUCACGUUCGGUGACACCAUCGCCCCCACCUAAUUCAGCAUAUGCACUACCAAUGCAAACACAUGUUCCUUCUCUGUCGCCUAUCAGCAGUUCGGCAGAAACAACACCUACUUCGGAAUCACCACCUUUGAAAAUGAAAUCAAUUUCGAAUAGUGUGUCUCCAACAGGCCGAGCAAAAGCGGUUAUCAACUCCAAAAUUAUAAGUUUAACAUCGUUUCUUAAUAAUAAAACGCAAUCAAAAAGACUAGCAACAAAAUUUUCACAAUCAAAACAAACAUAUCGUACUGCUGAUGGGCGGCCACUUUACGAAGCAGAAAGUCCGGAUGAAUUAGCAUUAGUCAAUGCAGCUUAUAGCUACGACUGUUGUCUUAUAAAUCGGAGUCCAAAUCAUAUAUUAGUUAGUUUGCCCAACGUUGGCGUUACAGAAUAUGAAGUGCUAAAAAUUUUGCCAUUCGACUCAAGUCGUAAAUGUAUGUCCAUAGUGAUACGUCGUACUGGUACACAAGAAAUUAUUCUUUACACAAAAGGUGCUGAUAGUUCAAUUAUGCCUGUUCUAACGCAGUGUAAACCAAACUCGAUUGACAGUUUACUACGUGAGAAAACACAGCAACAAUUAGAUCGUUAUGCUCGCGAAGGUUUACGUAUAUUGGUUAUGGCGAAGAGAAAUCUUAAUGCCGCAGAAUACACUGAUUGGUGGGCACAUCAUCAAGAAAUCGAGAUGUCUCUUGAGAAUCGAGAACGUCGAUUACGAGACUCUUUUGCCAAAUUGGAAAGCAAUCUGACAUUGCUAGGUGCAACUGGGAUUGAAGAUCGUUUACAGGAUGGUGUACCUGAAACAAUUGCUUCAUUGAUGGCAGCUGGUAUAUCGAUAUGGGUGCUAACGGGUGAUAAACCAGAAACUGCAAUAAAUAUAGCAUAUUCCGCUAAAUUAUUUACACAACAAAUGGAAUUAAUUAGAUUAGUAGCGCGAUCACGUGAUGCUGCAGAAUCGGCUAUCAAUUUUUAUUUGUCAGAAUUUGAUGAACAAAAAAUUGCACACUUUGGCAUGACUCCAAGACCUAAACAGAAAGCAUUGGUAGUGGAUGGCAAAACACUAACUUUUAUUUUAGACAUGCGGUCCAAUCUAAUACGUCCAUUUUUAAAAUUAGCUAAAAGCUGUGUUUCUGUAUUGUGUUGUCGCUCAACGCCUUUACAAAAAGCUUAUCUAGUUAAGAUUGUAAAAGAAGAAUUGAAUUUGUGCACACUAGCAAUUGGAGAUGGUGCUAAUGAUGUUUCUAUGAUACAAAUGGCAGAUGUUGGCGUAGGUAUUUCAGGUCAAGAAGGUACCCAAGCCGUUAUGGCUGCUGAUUUUACAGUAGCCCGCUUCCGUUACUUAGAACGGUUGUUGUUAACACAUGGUUUUUGGUGCUAUGACCGAUUAUCGCGUAUGAUACUUUACUUUUUUUAUAAAAAUGCGGCAUUUGUUUUUCUAAUAUUUUGGUACCAGCUUUACUGUGGUUUCUCAGGUUCUGUAAUGAUGGAUCAAAUGUAUUUAAUGUUGUAUAAUCUGAUAUUUACUUCCUUACCGCCACUUGCAAUUGGCGUUUACGAUAAGCGUGUGCCUGAGGAUUUGCUUCUAAAAUACCCUCAUCUUUAUAAAAAUGGUCGUCUAGGACUUGCUUAUAAGCCGCAUGACUUUUGGUUAAUUUUAUUGGACUCAUUAUAUCAAAGUUUGGUAAUAUUUUUUGUUGCUUUGUGUUCAUAUGCCGAAUCGGAUGUCGGUAUUUGGGAAUUUGGUACCACUAUAACUGCUUCUUGUCUUAUGGCGAAUUUGUUACAUGGUGCAUUUGAGAUACGUUCUUGGACUAUUCUUCAUGUGCUCUCUAUUAUUAUCAGUUUUGUUUCAUUUUAUGCCUUCUCUAUAGUAUAUAAUUCUAUCUGCGUUAAUUGCUUCGGACUGCCUUCUAGUUAUUGGGUGAUAUUUCAUUGUUUUGCCUCUGCAGUACAUUGGCUAGUUAUAAUUUUAUCCACAGUAGUUGCCAUAUUUCCACGUUUACUUUUUUCAACUCUAAAAACUUCUAUACGUCCAGAUGAAUGCACUAAAGUUUUAUUGCAAACUAAAGUCCAGCGCAGUAGAGGUGAGGGUUUAUUAGUUACUUGGUCAAGGUCUACAUCUGCAUCAUCAAUUUAUAGAGUCGCCGAUUAUGGGUCUAAGAAUCAAAUUAUAACCUCGAUUACUUGAUUACUAACGUCGACAGGUUGAAUGAUUGGCUUUAGAAGACUUUAACCAAUUAUCAAAAACUUUAACCAAUCACUUAAUACAGAAACAAUUGCAAACAUCUCUACGUUCACGACAACAAGAAUUUUUGUUACACAAGAAUAUUAAAUUAUUAAAAACUGUAUUAUAUUUUUCAUAUAUAAUUUAUUUAAAAUAUUUGAUUUUUAGUUGCGCAUUAUUUGCAUGCGUUUCACACGCGCUUCAAAUGCGUUUCACAUGCGCUACAUUUGCGUUUUAGAUGCAGUUUGUGUAUUAAGUAGAAUACAUAUAUUAGUAUAGAGUUAGCGUAUUUUAAUUUUUGUAAUAUGUAUAUAUUAUA